This is a messenger RNA of Funneliformis geosporum, 738 nucleotides long. Lineage: Eukaryota; Fungi; Glomeromycota; Glomeromycetes; Glomerales; Glomeraceae. The record is from the annotation of a GenBank genome assembly.
AUGGUCACUAUUUUUUAUCAAGUUUUUGGACGCGAAGUAAAUAAAGUUAAAUUGGAAAAAGAAAAUGACUUAAUGGAUCUCCGUAAGGCAAUUAAAGCGGAAGAACAGCUUACAGAAGCUUCUAUUGAUACAUCAACACGAAAGUUAACAUUUACUGAAAUCAAAGAAAUACUUGACAAAUAUGUUAACAAAUGUAAAAACUCUCGCAAAUCACUCUCCAAUUCUGAAAAUAUUCCUGAUGAUACAGAAGACAUAUCAACAUAUUUGAAAUUUGUGAAUCAUAAAUAUCAUGGGGUUGUGAGACCUGAAAUUGCAGUUGUAGUGAAAAAUUGUAUUUAUGCAGGUCGGUCUUUUCGAGUAGCAUGUGACAGUUUCACUAUAUAUGAGUUUAAAGAGGAACCCGAGUCACUUCUCAUCUUUAAAGAACAGAAAUUUCAAAAUAUGAGAAUUUUCGUGAAAAAUUUUAAGGAACAUUUUAUUGCCCUUAACGAAAUUCUUGAUGUUAUACUUUCUUACUUUCCAAAUACAGAUAAAAGUUCGGAUCUACCUCUUAUAAUCAUCAAUAUUGACGAAACAAACUCAAUAUUUGAACAGAAUAGAGACAAGUUUCUUAAAGGAGUUGUAAAAUCCCUCUCAGAUAGGAUUUUUCAACAUUACUUUAUCUUUCCUGUUCUAACCGGAACCCAUGCAAGCAAUCUGUUUAAUACUGUCAAAUCAACAAAUGCCAAAUUUAUUUGA